Molecule: messenger RNA, 600 nt
Organism: Adineta steineri
Lineage: Eukaryota; Metazoa; Rotifera; Eurotatoria; Adinetida; Adinetidae
Source: the annotation of a GenBank genome assembly
AUGUGCUAUUCUCGUGAACGUAUUAAUCGUACAUUAAAACCUAUAUUGGCAUCACUUGCUCAUAAUGAUUCAAAAUCAUGGGAUAUUAAAUUAGUACAAAUUGCUUUUGCUUUAAGAACUGCUCCAAGUGAAUCAACUGAUCAUUCGCCAGCUUUCUUAAUGUUUGGACGUCAUCCUCGUCAACCACUUGAUUUACUUUUACGAUCACCUCCUGUUUCUGAUAAUUUACCAUCUUCAGAUGAGCUAUCAAUUUAUCGUAAACGUUUACUUGAUGAUUUAUUACCUGCCUAUAAAUCUGCACGUGAAUUACUCGACAUUUCUCAUCAAACACAAGCUCGUAACUACAAUGAUCAUCGUCGUUCAUCACAUUUUAAUCCAGGUGAUAUCGUCUGGGUAACUAGUUUAUCUGGUAUUGCCAUGGGCAAAUGGCGUGGUAGUAAAAUGCAGCCACGUCGUGAAGGUCCAUAUAAAAUCAUUACUAAAUUAUCUUCAGUUACUUAUGAAUUAGAACAUCUUACUUCUCAUCGACGUUUAUCUCCAAUACAUGUAGAACGACUUACACCUUAUUAUUCAUUUACCACCAUUCAUUCUAUUAAUUGA